UACUUGAUUGUUGAAGCUCAUUUCUUUUUUUGUUUAGGUCUUUUUUUUUAUAAUUUAUUAUUCUUAAUAUAUUUUUAUAAUUUUCACCAUUAAUUAAUCAUCUUCAUCAUCACAAUUAACAUCUUGUAAUAUUUAUCGUUGAUUUGGUUUUGAUUGUUGUUUAUUUCAAGGGAUUAAUUGAGAUUCUCCUUUUUUUGUUUUGUUCUCUCUCUCUCUCUUUACAUAAUAUUGAUACUCUCUUUCUCUUUCAUUCUCUAUCUUUCUCUCUCUCUCUCUCAAAUCUUGUUGGAUUUAUUUGUUUUCUCUCUGUGGUUAAAUCUACCGGCUUAAAGUGAACCUUCUCGUGUAACCUUUUUCGUUUUUCUCUUCCCUUGGUUCACUUUGGAUUGAAAAGAAAACGUCUCUCAGUAUGUGGAAAAUCAGAGAAAUAGCUGAUAAAAUGACCAAUGUUGUCAUGAAUUACACCGAGAUUGAGGGUAAAGUAAGGGAAGCAACUAAUGAUGAUGCUUGGGGUCCAACAGGAUCAUUGAUGCAAGAAUUGGCCUCAUACACCUUCUCAUACGAUCAAUUUCCCGAAGUUAUGGGAAUGCUAUGGAAAAGAAUGUUACAAGAUAAUCGUCGUAAUUGGAGGCGAACAUACAAAUCGUUGAUAUUACUUCACUAUCUCAUCAAAUAUGGAUCUGAGAGAGUUAUAACCAGUGCAAGGGAGCACAUUUAUGAUCUGAGAAGUUUGGAGAAUUAUACCUUUGUCGAUGAACAUGGUAAAGAUAUGGGAAUAAAUAUUCGACAUCGAGCUAAGUCAUUGAUUGAAUUCAUCCAAGAUGAUGAUAAAUUAAGAGAUGAACGAAAAAAGGCUAAAAAAGCUAAAGACAAAUACAUUGGUGUCUCAUCUGGAUCAAUGUUUCCCUCACGUGAUAGUUGGUCGGAUACACCAAGAAGAUCGUUCGAUGAUUACGAGGAAAGCGAAAGUAGUAAACCAAGUUCCAAAUCUAAAUCAGGUGGAUUCCAUGAUGAUGAUACUAGUGAACCGGAAGAUGGUGAUUCAGAAUUCAAUAGCUACAAAAGUAGUAACAAUACUAAUUCUAAAUCAAAUCAACCACAAUCUGGAAGCGGUGGUAGUAGUGAAUCUUCACCGACCACUAUUACUGCUCCAUCGACUAUUAGUAAACCAUCUAGUGAGAGUCGUCCAUCAAAUCGAUCAGGUAAAACUGAGCCAAGCCGUAAAAUUGAUCUCGGUGCUGCAGCGAAUUAUGGUAAAAGCCAAACAAUCAAUAACUCUAAUGAUAAUAGUUUAAUAGGCAGUGUAAUUAGCAAUAAUGUUGAAACAACAAACGAAUCAAAUCAAAAGAGUAAAGAUCUAUUGGAUGAUAUAUUUAGUGGAAUCAGUGAUAAUUCACCAAGUAAACCAGCUUCAAGCAUAACAACCACUCCAACUACAACAACAACAACAACAAUCCCUAACUCAACAGCUGAUGACUUUGCUGAUUUUACAAGUUUUGGAAACUGUGAUGGAAACAUAAAAACAACAAUUUCUACUAACCAAGUAAAAGAAUUGAAAAUGACUGAUGAAUUUGCAGAUUUCACCAGUUUUGGUGGAAAUAACAAUAAAGCAACUACUUUACCAGCACCAGCAGCAACCUUAACUACGAGUAUUCAAAAAGAAUCAAAAAUAACUGAUGAAUUUGCAGAUUUUGCUUUCGGUUUUACACCAACCGCUAAUUCGGCCUCAACUUCGUUAACAACGCCUUCUUCGGGUGUAAACAAUGCUCUUUUAAACUCUUCCUUUGAUCUGAAAGCUCAAUCAAAAGCAUCUACUGUUACACCGAUACCAUCAAAUGUUAACAAUAAUCCCUUAAGCUCAAUUGAUUUGUUAAAUAGCGAAUUAACUGGAAUUAAUUUAUUUAACAAUAGUUCUACAACUACAACAACUUCUGGCCUCAUUAAUACCAAUAAUGGUUUACUCGGCGGUGGAGUUGGUGGUGUUACUAUUGGUUUGAAUCAAAGUGGAAUUAAUAAUCCUCUACUCAAUCCAAUUAAUCCUUUCUUAACUGGUCCAUCUCCAUCUUCCAAUGUUAAUAUAUCUACUAAUGCAAGCUUACAAUUUCCGUCAUCAUUACCUUUACUUCAGCCUACACCAAUUAAUUCAUUAUCACCAACGAAUCCCUUAAUUAAUAACAUUCCUGGAAGUGUUAAUAAACCAACAGGUUUAUCAUUAACUUCAACUACUGGACCAGGUAAUAGUAACAAUACCUGGUCCAGCUACAGCUCAAAUGUCAACAUUAAUGUUGACAAUUUAUUAGCAGCUAAAUACGAGAAACAUAAUGCACCAAGUAUGAACCAAUUAGCAGCCAAUAUGGGAAAUAUAAAUUUAAUUGGAUCAAUCCAGCCAAAUGUAUCUCCAGUGAUCAGUCCGAUGAGUUCAUUAAAUCCACUUGCUAAUAAUCCAACCAUGAGCCUUGGUGGUAAUAAUCAUUUGUCCAGUGGAACCUCAUCAAUUGGUCCUAAAUUUGGUUAAACAACAAAUUUGCUUAAAAUUUCAAGACAGAAACUCAAUCAAAGCAACAGGAAAACAAAAGAUGAACACUUUGGAGCUACUUUUUAAAUUCGUUAAUUUAAAUUAAAUGAUAACAAUGAUUAACAAUGAGGCUUAAUGUUUUUUUUUCUAACAUAUUUAACUGUAUUAACCUGUUUAUCCAGAAUUUUUUGUGAAAUUUCUUAUGGCAAUGGAUAAAUAAAGUUUUACUUUGCUAGAA
Messenger RNA from Panonychus citri (citrus red mite), 2753 nucleotides. RefSeq names its product clathrin interactor 1-like (gene lqfR). The record is from RefSeq and is a predicted model, not a curated record. Gene Ontology annotation, biological process: endocytosis. The coding region runs from base 410 to 2515 and encodes 701 amino acids. Gene Ontology annotation, molecular function: clathrin binding; phospholipid binding. Gene Ontology annotation, cellular component: clathrin vesicle coat; endosome; plasma membrane. The transcript is spliced from 3 exons. Lineage: Eukaryota; Metazoa; Arthropoda; Arachnida; Trombidiformes; Tetranychidae.